Mycetomoellerius zeteki is the source of this 1797-nucleotide messenger RNA. RefSeq names its product Adenylate kinase 3 (gene Ak3). Gene Ontology annotation, molecular function: ATP binding; AMP kinase activity. The transcript has 4 exons. Gene Ontology annotation, biological process: nucleobase-containing compound metabolic process. Gene Ontology annotation, cellular component: mitochondrion. The record is from RefSeq and is a predicted model, not a curated record. The coding region runs from base 285 to 956 and encodes 223 amino acids. Lineage: Eukaryota; Metazoa; Arthropoda; Insecta; Hymenoptera; Formicidae.
GACGUCUCUGACGUUAUAUCGUGAUCCGUCGUCCUGGUCUGCAGGGCUCGAGUCUGCGCGACGUGACGGAACGUUACGAAACGGCGCGUCGCGGUUACGUCACAGUGCGUCACGGCGCUUCGCCGGAGUGCCGUGGCCUUUGCUGUAUUGGAGUCCGCGCGGAGGCAAUAUAGUAGGGAUCGAGGGUAGAGUCGGUCCGACGCGGAUAAUGCGAGACCGCCACGGCACUCGGACGAUCGCUGCCGAUCGCAGGAAGUCGCCAGUCCCGUAGACCGCGGAGUCCCAUGGUGGCGAUCACCACGUGUUACGCCGCCGCCGCGACGGCCCUCAGGGCCGUCAUACUGGGCGCGCCGGCCUCCGGCAAGGGUACCGUCUCCUCCAGAAUCGUCCAGCAGUUCGGCGUCGCGCACAUCUCCAGCGGCGACAGGCUGCGCUUCCACGUGUCUGCCGACACUGAUCUAGGCAAGGAGGUAAAAAAAUACAUGGACAGCGGUAGCUUCGUCCCAGACGACACGAUGAUAUCCCUUAUCGACGACGAGAUUGGAUCGAUGGCGGAUCGGAAUUGGCUAUUAGACGGAUUCCCGAGGACGUUGACGCAGGCAGAACGAUUGCAGAGGCUACAUCCAAUCAAUCUCGUGCUAAAUCUCGUGGUGCCCACCACCGUCAUUCUGGACCGAGUCAAGAGCAGAUGGAUUCAUCUGCCCAGUGGUAGGGUCUACAAUAUCGGCUUCAACGAUCCACGAGUGCCGGGCAAGGACGACGUAACGGGUGAGUCGUUAUGUCAGAGAGAAGAUGACAAACCAGAAAUCGUGCAGAAAAGACUGCAGGACUACGCGACGAAAACCGAGCCAGUCUUGCAGUUUUAUCGCGAGAUUGGAGUACUGAGGGAAUUUCACGGCAACACCACCAACGAAAUGUGGCCGGUGAUCAGGAAUUGCGUGGCACAAUACUGUUGAGCUUCAAAGAGAUCGAAUAUUUAAAUAACUCUAUUCAAAUGUCGGAUAAUCGCGCGGACGGUUCUGAUUUUCAAAUAGGUCUAUCUAGAUCUGUUCGAAGAUUUCUCUUUUUCGAUAGAUAUCUCUCUAAAAGAAACAGAUUUUUUGGACAUUAAAUCUGUAUCUAAUUCUUAUAUCUUAUUUGCCUAAAAAUUAAAUUGAAUUAAAUAGAUAUAGAUCUCACACUAGAUUAGAUAACGUGCGCCUAAAAAUAUUCUCGUAUUCAUUAUUUAAGUACGAAAAUAAGUCUAUUCAGACCUAUUUGAGACCUGUAAUUUGCUCAUCUCACGCGAUCUCGUCCGACAAUUGUUUCUUUAUCUUGCGACAAUAGAGAAAAUGUGUACUACAGCGCAAUUCGCGCGGAGCUCUCUUACGCACGCAGGAACGUACACAAGCGUGAAUGUCAUUAAGUUCUAAAUACGCGCGAUAUCGACAAUAAUAGAUUCUCGAAGAUGUUCCCGAUGCGGAAUGCCUAGGUGAUACAACGAGAUUUCAUGGUAACUAAAAGGCACUGAACCGAGCACGAAUUAUCUCUUGUUUCUGCGACUUAGUACUUGUUUGAUGAGCUGUUGCUACAGCUGUUUGGUUAAAGUCCGAAGUAUAGUACAAAUUACAAAGUAGGAAUGAUCGUUCGAAUGAUCGAUGAAUACAUUUCUGGGAUGGCGUAAUCGUCACACACUUGUUCUUAUUUUAUUUCGAGCGUAUAGCGUUACAGUUGUAAGAGAUAUAUAUAACAAUGUUCAAUAUAUUGUGUACAUAUUCAACAGUAUAAGUACAAUAUACGCAUAUACAUAUGCAUAUA